This is a messenger RNA of Carassius gibelio (silver crucian carp), 2130 nucleotides long. RefSeq lists its product as uncharacterized. Gene Ontology annotation, molecular function: protein binding. The transcript is spliced from 13 exons. Bases 130 to 1746 code for a protein of 538 amino acids. Lineage: Eukaryota; Metazoa; Chordata; Actinopteri; Cypriniformes; Cyprinidae. The record is from RefSeq and is a predicted model, not a curated record.
GGUGGCGCGAGUUUUAUAUUUAGAGCGCUUUAGGUCGGCGGGAGAUAGAGCUCUGUGGAUCAGAGUCUGAAUAUUAAUUUGUUUGUUUUGCACUUGUUCUAGUGGAAAGUGUCAAAAUAAAUCGUUUCGAUGGAGGACUUUGGUGUUUAUGCCAUAUUUGGAGUAGAUGAACCACCACAGCAGAUUUUGAGGCCUGAUGUGUGGCAGAGCUCGACUGAGAUCCAGCCUGGUGUCCAGCUGAUGGUUCUCUUCACCAGGGGAGACUGGGGAGAGAGAGAGUCAGUCUCUGUGGAACUUGCUGACGAGAGGAACAUACCCAUUAACAUGGGAAAACUAACACCAUUCAAUAAGUGUCUGUCAUGGGAAUCUGGUGAGGAUGGUGUCUGGUCCAGUGGAGCAACCCUAAAUGUAAAACUCACUGGGGGUAUUGCAGAGUUUUUGGAUCCGGGGCUGACUCUUUCACAGAUGGAAUGCACUCCAGAGUGCAACCCCACAGUACCUGCAGUAAGAGAAUGUCUGGGCAAGAGAAAGCGGACUCAGGGAGAGGAGGAGGAAGAAGAAGAAAUUAAUGAAGGUAGGGGCAAGGAAAACAUCUGUCCUAAUGCCUCUGAUAAGGUGACGCCUCAAAGACGGAGCAAGAACAAUCACCGUGGAGGUCAGACGCGUCUGUUCUCACAACAGGAGCAACAGACUGCAGCUUCCAGUUCUCAGAGCCACAAAGCUAAAGGCAAGCAGGCCAAAACGCCCUUACAGACUGCUCCACUGGACAAGCCAUCAGGUCGCUGGGGUCAAACUCUCUGUCCCAUUGAUCCCCAGACAGCCAUUAUGAUUGGAGGACAAGGUGCCAGAAUGCAGUUCUGCAAAGACCCCAUUUGGAAACUGUGCACAGAGGAUCUUUCUUGGGUACCUGCUGAAACCCUUGCAGAAGGACCCACCCCGGAGGCCCGCAUAGGUCACACAGCGACCUAUGACCCGGAAUCUAAGCGUAUUUUUGUGUUUGGCGGCUCGAAACAUAAGAAAUGGUUUAAUGAUGUUCACAUCCUAGACACACAAACCUGGCGUUGGACUUUGGUUGAGGCGCAAGGAAAAGUGCCUCCUCUGGCCUACCACAGCUGCAGUAUGUUCAGAGGAGAGCUCUUUGUGUUUGGAGGAGUGUUUCCUCGCCCACACCCGGAGCCAGACGGCUGCAGUGACUCCAUCUACAUCUUUAACCCUGAAAUGGCCAUCUGGUAUCAACCUAUUGUCAAUGGAGAGAAGCCUGCACCACGCUCUGGGCACUCCGCAUGUGUGAUGCAGGGGAGGAUCUUUGUGUUUGGUGGAUGGGACACCCCUGUGUGCUUCAAUGACAUGUACAUGCUAGACCUCGGCUUGAUGGAGUUUUCUGCUGUGAAGACCAGUGGAACAGCUCCCUCUCCCAGAAGCUGGCAUGGCUGUGCGGUUCUUUCAGACUGCAGCUUCCUGAUCUAUGGGGGCUACAAUGGAAACAACGCACUGAGUGAUGCAUUCAUCUUCAACACAGACACUAGUUGCUGGUCAUCUCUGAAACUUCCCCAGCUCAGUUCUGUACCCCGAGCUGGACAUUCCAUCAUUACCAUGCCCACCACAUGCAAACAGGGUUCUAUGAAUGAGCAAGAUGUACUUCCAGAGUCAGCCCCACAAACACUUCUGGUUUUUGGUGGAGGUGAUAACGAAGGGAGCUUCUUCUCUGACCUGUUCACUAUUCCAGUAGAGGAGCUAAAAGACUAAACCUUGCAUCGGGAUUUGGUUAACAUGCUUUUUUUAAUAUUAGUUUUAUGUUGUGGUGUUUCAGAUAUAGUUUUUGUGUGUGUGUGUGUAUAGAUUGAUGCUUGUUUAUUUAAAGAGGUCUAUUACACUUUCACUCAGGUAUUUGCAGUAUGUUAUGAGCAAAGCAUUUGUGAUACAAGCCCAAUAUUAUAAAUCAUUACAAGUGGAAUGUUUCCUACAGAACAUGACUAGAUCAUCAAACUAUUAUUGUUUUAUUCACUUUUGAGUGGUUUGGAACCUGUUACGUAAAUGUCUUUACACAGGUUUUUUUUUUUAACAACAGUCCAUAGUGAUCAUGACCGACAAAUUCAAGAAAGUCCAUAUGUGUUGUGUGCUAUAUUGCUU